UAUUCCCCAACUGGUUGGAGGAAUUUGUUGCAAAAAAUUUUCCAUCCACGAUUCCAUAGGUGCCCUUAGUGGCAGGCGCCCUGGCACGCUCUCUAGCUUGUGCAACUUGUCCUAUUGAGCUUGCGAGGAAACUUUUGUAUUGUGACUUCGUUCCUUUUUACACAGUCAUCGUCCGCUUUGCUUUGCUUUGCUUAGUUGCAGCGAUCGCUUCCUAUCAGCAAGCCUGAUAAUGCUCACGCUCUCCUCUGCAAAACCCGUGCUUCUGCGAGGUAGAACUUUUUUUCCCUUCAUAUGCACAAGAUUCCCUAGGCAAGUGGGGGCCAAACAAACCAUGUCUUCGCACGCAGAAGGUCCCGAAAUGAAGGAGUUCGUGGAUUAUCUCGACUCUCUGAAGAACUACGAGAAAUGGGGGGUGCCCAGAGGAGCAGGCACGGAUUCCUGCCAAGGGUUCGAUCUUGGUAGAAUGAGAAGACUAAUGGAGCGGUUCGGUAACCCUCAGUCUAAAUUCAAGGCCGUCCAUAUUGCCGGGACCAAGGGAAAAGGAUCAACGGCUGCGUUCAUUUCUAAUAUUCUGAGGACAGAAGGCUAUUCUGUUGGGUGUUAUACUAGCCCACAUAUCCAGACUAUAAGGGAACGCAUUUUACUUGGAAGAUCUGGCGAUCCUGUUCCAGCGAAAAUACUGAAUUGUCUUUUUCGCAGGAUCAAGCAGAAUCUUGACCAAGCAAUGAGUGAGGAAAAUGGUUGCUUAAGUCAUUUUGAGGUUUUCACUGCCAUAGCAUUCAUCCUAUUUGCUGAAGAGAAGGUUGACAUUGCAGUUAUUGAGGCCGGGUUGGGAGGUGCACGUGAUGCAACUAAUAUUAUAUCCCCCUCUGGACUUGCUGCAUCAGUCAUAACCACUGUAGGUGAGGAGCAUUUGGCUGCUCUUGGGGGUUCUUUGGAAACUAUUGCGGUAGCUAAGUCAGGAAUCAUAAAACAAGGCCGUCCAGAAGGCAUCACUGUUUUUAUAGUCUUUCGUCUGCCCUGACCCCUCUGUCUCUUAAGG
This is a messenger RNA of Neltuma alba, 1042 nucleotides long. RefSeq names its product dihydrofolate synthetase-like. Lineage: Eukaryota; Viridiplantae; Streptophyta; Magnoliopsida; Fabales; Fabaceae. Gene Ontology annotation, cellular component: cytoplasm. The record is from RefSeq and is a predicted model, not a curated record. The transcript has 7 exons. Bases 230 to 1024 code for a protein of 264 amino acids. Gene Ontology annotation, molecular function: ATP binding; tetrahydrofolylpolyglutamate synthase activity; dihydrofolate synthase activity. Gene Ontology annotation, biological process: folic acid-containing compound biosynthetic process.